Molecule: messenger RNA, 1433 nt
Organism: Ilex paraguariensis (yerba mate)
Lineage: Eukaryota; Viridiplantae; Streptophyta; Magnoliopsida; Aquifoliales; Aquifoliaceae
Source: the annotation of a GenBank genome assembly
CUAAUAGCCGGUAACGUCCCUUACGGUCAAUUAGCCUUCCUGUCUCGCCGUGAAAUUCAUUUCCACCUCUAUAUGCAUCGGAAACCUAAUCGGCAGGCCGACAUUUGAAUCCUCGAGGAUUGAACCUCCCUGAGCUCUUCCUCGCACUGGACAAAGUUUCAGCUCUUUAAACUUGUAUAGCUAAGUGCAUUGAUCAAUUCAGUCUCCAAUUCAAUUCGCUCUCAGGUAUGCUCUUCAAAGCCUACACUAUAUCUUCCCCCUUGAACGCGCUCAGACGCUCUUCUCUCCAAUUCACAGCCUCAAUUUCAAGCCUCAAAGUAGUUUGGCGCAAAGACCGCCUUCUAGACCAAGCCAUAGAAAACGAUAAACAAUGGAGGCUCUGUGCAAGAGUCGUGAAAGAGGUCCUAAACGAACCUGGUCAAGUAAUCCCACUUCGGUACCUAGAGAAACGCCGCGAGAGAAUUCGAUUACCCAUCAAAGUCAAGACUUUUCUUGUCCGGAACCCUGGUUUGUUCGAUGUUUACCUCGACCGGAUCAAACCCAAAUCUGAACCUGUGAUGUUUCUUCGUGCUAGCGAUAGGCUAAGGCAGUUUUUAGAAGAAGAGAAAAGGAUUACUAUCGAAAAUGAGCCGUUAAUUGUUGCGAAAUUGUGUAAAUUGUUGAUGAUGUCGAAGGAUAAGGUGGUUAGUGCUGAUAAAUUGGUACAUGUGAAGAGGGAAUUUGGGUUUCCAAAUGAUAUUUUGGUGAAUUUGGUCCCGAAACACCCUGAAUAUUUCAGGCUAGUCGGAUCUCCGGGAGAGGGGAAAUCAUUCUUAGAGUUGGUUUCUUGGAAUUCUAGCUUUGCAAAGUCGGCAAUUGAGCAAAGAGCAGAGGAGGAAUUUAGGUUGACGGGGAUAAGAGUUAGGCCUUCGUUUAAUUGGAAGCUUCCAUCGGGUUUUUUCAUUAGGAAGGAAAUGAGGGAGUGGAUUAGAGAUUGGAUGGAGCUCCCCUACAUAUCGCCAUAUAAUGAUGCUUCUCAUUUGGAUCAGGCCUCGCGAGAAAUGGAGAAGAGGACAGUGGGGGUUUUUCAUGAACUGCUAUCACUUUCACUUUACAAGAGGAUUCCGGUGCCAAUUUUGGGGAAGUUUUGUGAUGAGUACAGGUUUUCGAAUGCAUUCUCAAGUGUAUUCACGAGGCAUUCAGGGAUAUUUUAUAUGUCAUUAAAAGGCGGAAUUAAGACUGCGGUGCUGAGGGAAGCAUACAAAAAUGAUGAACUGAUUGAUCAAGAUCCACUUCUUGAUAUAAAAUACAAGUUUGUUGAGUUGCUGGCGAAGGGUCACAGACAGAGGACGGAGCAACUGACGUUGCAAAGAGAAUUGAUUCAGAAAGAAAUGGAAAUGAUGGCAGUGCGGAAUAGUGAAUUAGGCUGUCAUGAAAGCAAUGAAGAAUUGUGA